Molecule: messenger RNA, 1857 nt
Organism: Epinephelus moara (kelp grouper)
Lineage: Eukaryota; Metazoa; Chordata; Actinopteri; Perciformes; Serranidae
Gene: acad11
Product: acyl-CoA dehydrogenase family, member 11
Exons: 16
Cellular component (GO): mitochondrion
Molecular function (GO): flavin adenine dinucleotide binding; oxidoreductase activity, acting on the CH-CH group of donors
Source: RefSeq, a predicted model, not a curated record
ACCACCACUGUCAACAUUGCGAAAGUUGUCUCAACGAUGCACCUGGAAAUGGUAAAUCCACUCGUUAACUUAAACAUGGAAGAGCUGACAACUCCUGUCCGAGAGCAACAUAAAUUCAAUGUUGACAGACUUCAGAGAUAUUUGUCUGCCAAUUCACGGGUGUCACAUAAUGACACGCUCACUGUCAGACAGUACAGCGCUGGUCAGUCAAACCCAACCUUCCUAAUUCAAACUCCCUCAAACAGCUAUGUGCUCAGGAAGAAACCUCCUGGUGAGCUGCUGCCAGGAGCACACAAGGUGGACAGGGAGUACCGGGUGCAGAAGGCCCUGUUCUCUGCUGGCUUCCCUGUACCUGAGCCUCUGUUGCACUGCACUGAUGCUGAAGUCAUUGGAACGGAGUUCUACGUAAUGGAGCAUGUGAAGGGGCGCAUAUUCAGGGAUCUUCGUCUCCCUGGAGUGAGUGCAGCAGAGAGAGCAGCUCUGUAUGUGGCUGCAGUGGAAGUGUUGGCAAAGCUACACUCACUGGACCUGGCAUCAAUGAACCUCGAAGGGUAUGGAAAAGGAUCAGGUUACUGCAAGAGACAAGUGUCCACCUGGACGAAGCAGUACAACGCAGCAGCCCACACAGACAUUCCAGCCAUGAAUCAACUGUCUGAUUGGUUGAUGAAGAAUUUGCCAGCCAGUGAUGACAAGGUCACACUUGUCCAUGGAGAUUUCCGAAUGGACAACUUGAUAUUCCAUCCAACAGAGACUCGUGUGAUAGCAGUGUUGGACUGGGAGCUGUCUACCACUGGGCAGCCCUUGGCAGACUUUGCCUACUUCCUCAUGCCUCACUACUGGCCUACAUACAUUAAACUCACCAGCACAAUGGGCAGCCUACAAGGAAUAGAAGGUAUACCAACUGUGGAUGACCUGACCUCCAUGUACUGCCAUUGUCGGGGGAUCCCAUUUGCUUUGCCACAGCUGAAUUUCUACCUAGCCCUGUCUGUCUUUAAAAUGGCAGGAAUUUCCCAGGGUAUCUACACACGCCACCUACUGGGUAAUGCCAGUGCUCCCAAUGCAGCUGAGUUCGGCCAGUGUGUGGAGCCCUUGGCUAAGGUUGCCUUGCAGCUUGCACACAGGUCUGUCGCAGGCCCAACAGAACGGUCCGAUGCUCUGUUCCUUCAGACAGCUAAAGGUCGGGCUGUUCUCCAGCAGGUCAAAGACUUCAUGAGACAAUACGUGCUUCCUGCUCAGGAGGAAGUUGCAGAAUACUACUCCAAACACGCUCAGUCUCCACAAAGAUGGCACACCCCACAAAUUAUAGAGGAUCUAAAGGUGAAAGCCAGGGAGGCAGGGCUGUGGAACCUGUUCCUGCCUGCAGUCAGCGGUCUCAGUCAGUUGGACUAUGCCUACAUUGCAGAGGAAACCGGACGCUGCCUCUUCGCCCCCGAAGUCUUCAACUGCCAAGCUCCUGACACAGGAAAUAUGGAGGUGCUCCACAUGUUCGGCAGUGAGGAGCAGAAGAAGAAAUGGUUGGAGCCUCUCCUCGGAGGAGAGAUCCGCUCCUGCUUCUGUAUGACAGAGCCUGAUGUGGCCUCCAGUGACGCAACCAACAUGGAGUGCACACUUUACAGGGAUGAAGACAACUACGUCAUAAACGGCAAGAAGUGGUGGAGCAGUGGUGCUGGCAAUCCCCAAUGCAAAGUAGCCAUUGUGAUGUGCAGGAGCGGAUCUCAGGAUGUGAGCAGCAGGCAUGGCCAACACAGUAUGAUCCUCGUCCCCAUGGACACACCAGGUGUUAAGCUUGUCAGACCGCUCACCGUGUUCGGACAGGAUGAUGCCAUCCAUGGUGGCCACUUUGAAGUGCACUUUGAA